AUGGCCCUGUACGGCGCGCCGAUAUGGGCAGAUGCCCUGGACGCGUCGAGCAGGGCCCUCCUCCGCAGGCCGCAGCGCGUCAUCGCGACGCGAAUAUGCCGGGCCUACCGAACGGUAGGCCACGCUGCGGCCUGCCUUCUGGCCGGCACUCCCCCCUGGGAGAUAGAGGCGGCGGUGCUGGCCGAAGGCUACUGGGUGCGGGCUGAGCAGCUAGCCCGGGGCGACCUUCCUGCCCCGGAAGAGCUCGCCCGCGCCCGGGAGCGGAGGAAACGGACGACCGUGGAGCUGUGGGCGAGUGGCCUAGCGCGCCCCGAAUACGGCGUGCGCACUAUAGAGGCCAUACGCCCGCGGCUCCCGGACUGGCUCGGGAGGAGCCAUGGCUCCCUCACCUUCCGUCUGAAACAGGUGCUGUCCGGACACGGCUGUUUCGGGCGGUACCUGUGGAGGAUUGGAAGGGAGGAGACGUCGUCGUGCCAUGGGUGCGGCGCCGACGAGGACACUGCGCAGCACACCCUGGAGGUGUGCUGUGCCCACGAAGAGGAGCGCCGCACCCUGGUGGCGACUAUCGGAAGCGACCUCUCGCUUCCCGGCGUCAUACGCGCCAUGCUGGGAAGCGAGAGGUCAUGGACAGCGGUUGCCUCCUUUUGCGAGUCAGUCAUCUCGCAGAAGGAGGCAAAAGAGCGGGAGCGCGAGGGAGAUCCCCUGGCGCCCCCGAUCAGACGUAGGAGAGUGGGGCGGAGAAGGCGGCAGUAUAUUGCCGCCCUCCCCCUCCCACAAUAG
Messenger RNA from Papilio xuthus (Asian swallowtail), 780 nucleotides. RefSeq lists its product as uncharacterized. The transcript has a single exon. Lineage: Eukaryota; Metazoa; Arthropoda; Insecta; Lepidoptera; Papilionidae. The coding region runs from base 1 to 780 and encodes 259 amino acids. The record is from RefSeq and is a predicted model, not a curated record.